Molecule: messenger RNA, 578 nt
Organism: Phoenix dactylifera (date palm)
Lineage: Eukaryota; Viridiplantae; Streptophyta; Magnoliopsida; Arecales; Arecaceae
Source: RefSeq, a predicted model, not a curated record
UCUAAAAGUUAUAUACCUCCCUGUGAUUUUAUUAUUACAAGCACGCAGGACUCGAGGCAGAGCGAUGACCGGAGACGCCGGCGGACGAUCCUCGCGACGACUCGUCCUCCUCGCCUCGAUUUUUCUCCAAUUGAUCCCAGGUUUAUCUGAUAAUCCAUCAACUCCUGAUGGAGUAAAAGCCGAUACCCAUCCCAAUUCCAGGAGCAACACUGGUCUUAAGGUGCUGUUCAUUUUGCUUGGGGUGGCCACACUUGUGGUAUUGUCUGUUUUCUUGUUCAAGAAGUGGCAGAAAAGGAAGAGAGAAGAACAACAUGCCCGACUGCUGAAGCUUUUUGAAGAUGAUAAUGAGCUUGAGCUUGAACUUGGUCUUCAUGAUUAAGAAGUUUACUUCUUCAUCAAAUGAAUGCAAUAUAUGGCAGAGGUCAUAUUGAAUUAUAUAUAUGUACAAUCUGUGUACUGAAGCUUGUAAUAUUACUCUGAUGAGCUUUCAUUUAGUCCUAUUGCCUUAACCUUUUCAUUUUUGUCAAAGCUCUCUUUUCCACUUUGAAUUAUAAGGAAAAAAUCUUUCAGAAAAAAAA